UGCUGUUGACGUGGAGCUGCCUCACCUCACCUACCAGGAAGUGAUUGAUUUGACACACAGCCAGGAGGAAACUGAAGCAGCCAGAGUUGCACACUUUGGAGAAAGGUUCAGGUCAAAGCGGCCUGUGAUGUUGAAAUGAAGUUUGAUGAAAAAGUGAUCAGCUAUUUUGAAUCUUGCACCUCACCAGUGGACAAAGAAGGGUAUCUCUCCAAGAAGGGCGAAAUAAAGACUUCCUAUCACAAGCGCUGGUGUGUGCUGAAGGGGAACCUCCUCUUCUACAAGGACCGGCCUGCGGACCGGGACCUGACAGGCGUGAUUGUUCUGGAGGGCUGCACUGUCCAGCUGUGCGAGUCCGAGGAACAGUUUGCCUUCUCGCUGGUGUGGAGCGAUCCGGGCCUGCGGACGUACAAGUUUGCUGCAGAGGACCAGGCGAGUCAGGAGAGCUGGAUCAAAGCCCUGCUGUCGGCCAACCACAACUACCUGACCCUGCUGGUGAUGGACCUGGAGAAGAAGUACAGAGAUGCAUUAGUCGAGUUCCCCAAUGAACCAACCAGCCCUUUCACCAUGCCAAAUUUCAACACUGCAGAAGCCUUUCAGGGCGCACAGUCUUCAGCGGUACCUUCGUUUCCAGCCGCAGGUGUAGCAGCGGGAGCCGGUCUGAGCUCCAAUCAGAUGCUCCAAGCUCCGACACUUUCCUCCAGAUCAGCCAAUAAAAGAUCUCCAAAACUGUGGCCUAAGAGGAGUGCGAACGUGGUUCCUGUGAACACUCCUGCUGCAGCGGUAGGGGAGUGGUUAGGGGUCUGCUUAGGCACCAAGGAUGAAUUUAUCCAAUUACAUGAGGAUUUUGGAAAAGAGGUGAAGGAACUGAUUGCUGAUUGGUCAAAAAGGGGACGAGGUGAAGAAGCAGCUGGGGUUGAAAACUUAAUUGAUUUUGGAUAAGUGUGAAGUGCAUACAGAGUGUAAACCUUAACAUUUGAUUUUAAUGUGUGUUUACAUUGCAAAGGUUUUAUGUAAAUAGGUUUUAGAGCUGCAACCAUUUUUGUUUAGAUAUAUUUUUAUAUAUUUGUUGUUUAAGGGCUUCUUUUUUUACUUAUAUCAUAGAGUCAAUAAAAGAUCUCAUGCUA
This is a messenger RNA of Notothenia coriiceps (black rockcod), 1124 nucleotides long. Its product is annotated as sesquipedalian-1-like. The transcript has 4 exons. Gene Ontology annotation, cellular component: early endosome; trans-Golgi network; recycling endosome. The coding region runs from base 136 to 939 and encodes 267 amino acids. The record is from RefSeq and is a predicted model, not a curated record. Lineage: Eukaryota; Metazoa; Chordata; Actinopteri; Perciformes; Nototheniidae. Gene Ontology annotation, biological process: retrograde transport, endosome to Golgi; endosome organization; receptor recycling.